This is a messenger RNA of Cooperia oncophora, 549 nucleotides long. The record is from the annotation of a GenBank genome assembly. NCBI's taxonomy places the organism in Eukaryota, Metazoa, Nematoda, Chromadorea, Rhabditida, Trichostrongylidae.
AUGCACUGUGUGAGAGCCAUUAAUUCAUCCACAAAGCAGGUUUUCCGGCUCAAAGGAGAAACUCAAUUCGCAGAUAAGUGGGUUCUUCUCAUGGCUCAACCGAAAAGAAUAGAGCAAUCAAAGUUUCCAUCGUCGCUAAUAGAUCCCACGUCGCUCAUUGAAUGUGUCUACCAGAAGAAGUGCGAAUUCCACGAGCCAAUCACGCUGCCGAACAACGUUGCUCCGAGAGUCUCUUUUCGAAAACCGAAGAAGAUCAGAAGGCGUGUGGAUGAUAUCAUAUUUGUUAAUUUAUUGCAGCAAGUUCGUUUCAUCGCUGAACAUUUUCAGCACAAUGAGCGGGAAAGUGAGAUCUCUGACGACUGGACAUUUGUAGCAAUGGUAUUGGAUCGCCUAUUUUUGCUUAUAUUCUCGGUGCUUAAUGUGGGGACGAUGUUCAUCAUAUUGGAAGCCCCAUCACUCUAUGAUUAUUCCGAUGCGAUGAAUAUCACUGUGCCGAACAAACCACUUGGACAAGCAAACCUUUUUGGUAGUCACUCAUUGCGUUUGUGA